AUGAAGCUCUCUGCCUAUGUUUGCGCCGCUGUCCUGGCCACGGCCGGACAAGCUGCCAAGGACAAGCCAGUCUACAAGGACGCCAAAGCUUCUGUCGACGACAGGGUCUCGGACCUCCUCAAGCGCAUGACUAUCCAGGACAAGGCAGCUCAGUUAAUCCAAGGUGACAUGACCAACUAUCUAAACCUGACUACCGAAGCUGUCAACAAGACUGGCUUGGAAUGGAAUUUCAAGUACCGUGCCAAUUCCAUCUGGACCGGGUUGUACGCGAACAUGACUACUAUCAAGAAAGCUGCCAAGGUGGGACAGGACUAUCUCAUGAAGGAGACUGAGCUUGGAAUCCCUGCCUUUAUCCAAAGCGAAGGUCUCCACGGAGUCUUGAUCCUUAAUGGAACCAUUUUCAACUCCCCUAUAGGCAUGGGAUGCUCCUUCAACCCGGAACUCAUAGAAAAGAUGGCCGAUAUUAUCGCUACAGAAUCUCGGGCUGUUGGAAUCAACCAGCUCUUCUCUCCUCAAGUAGAUCUCGCCCGGGAACUGCGAUUUGGACGAGUCGAGGAGUGCUUCAGUGAAGAUCCUUACCUCGCUGGAGAAAUGGGUUACAGUUACGUCAAGGGCCUUCAGGCUGGAGGAGUGUCAGCUAUGGUCAAGCACUAUGCUGCGUUUGCUACACCCGAGCAAGGUAUCAACACUGCCCCUGUGCACGGUGGUGAGCGAGAGCUGCGGUCUCUCUACCUCCCCCCCUUCAAGAGAGCUAUCAUCGAUGGUGGUGCAACUUCCAUCAUGUCCUCGUACAACUCCUAUGACGGUGUCCCGGUUGUCUCAGACUCCCACCUCCUCACUGAUAUCCUUCGAGACGAAUGGGACUACAAAUACUAUGUCAUUUCUGACGCCGGUGGAACCGCUCGUCUUGCCCAAGCAUUUCACGUCUGCCCUCUUGAGGACGACGAGUGCAUUACUCUUGAGGCCCUUCCCGCUGGUAACGAUGCUGAGAUGGGUGGUGGCUACUGGAGUUUCGAGAUUAUCCCUGAGCUUGUCAAGGCUGGUAAGCUGGACGAGAAGAUCGUUGAUACAGCCGUUUCUCGAGUCCUUCGUUCCAAAUUCGAGAUGGGCCUUUUUGAGAAGCCCUUUACUGGUGUUGCCGAUGACAAGAUCUGGGAUUAUGUCAACACCAAGGCUCAUAAGAAGGUAGCCCGACAGCUCGAUGCUGAGAGUAUCGUUCUACUCGAGAAUCAUGAGAACGUUCUUCCUUUGAAGAAAGACGCCAAUAUCGCUGUUAUCGGCCCCAUGGCCCAUGGCUAUGUCAAUGUGAACAAUUACGGCGACUAUGUUAUUCAUACUGCUAUGACCAGAGGUGUCACUCCCUAUGACGGUAUCAAGGCUGCCAGCAAAGGCAAAGUCACAUUCACCCAAGGCUGCGAGCGGUGGUCCUCGGACGAAUCUAAAUUCGAAGAUGCCGUCGCUGCUGCUGAAGCCGCCGAUGUUGCUGUCGUUGUCGUCGGAACCUGGACUCGCGACCAGAAUGAGCUCUGGGGUGGCCUGAACGCCACUACCGGUGAGCAUAUCGAUGCCAGCAACCUGAACCUCAUUGGUGCCAUGCCCAAGCUCGUCAAGGCUAUCAUCGACACUGGAAAGCCCACUGUAGUUGUUUACAGCUCCGGAAAGCCUAUUACUGAGCCAUGGAUCUCUAAGGAGGCUGCUGCCCUUGUUCAACAGUUCUACCAAUCACAGGAGGGAGGCCAUGCUCUCGCGGACAUUCUCUACGGCAACGUCAAUCCCUCUGGAAAGCUUUCUGUUAGCUUCCCUUACGACGUCGGUACUACACCCAUCUACUAUGAUUACCUCAACUCUGCUCGUGCAUCUCCCAACCCGGGCAAGAUUUACGAGAACGGCACGCUCGAGUUCGGUAGCAAUUACAUCCUCGAGAACCCUGAAGCUCUUUACACAUUCGGCUACGGUCUGUCAUACAGCAAGUUUGACUUCUCCAAGAUCUCUGUCUCCAAGAAGAAUGUAACGUCAUCCGACACAGUCACAGUUUCUGUCAACGUCAGCAACAAAUCUAAGCGCGAUGGCUCCGAGGUUGUUCAGUUGUACGUCAAAGACAUGCUUUCCUCAGUCGACGUUCCCCGAUACCAGCUCAAGGGCUUCAAGAAGGUUGCUGUCAAGGCUGGUAAGACCGAAACUGUCAAGAUCGAUCUCAAGGUUGAGGAAUGGGGUCUCUGGAACCGGAAGAUGAAGUAUGUUGUUGAACCUGGAGACUUUACUGUCUUUGUAGGAAACUCCAGCGAGAAUUUUAUGGGCAAUGUGACGGUCACUGUCGCCUAACCCUAAUUAUAAUAGGGGAAGAGAUGUCACGAUAAUUAAGUAAACUUGCCGAUCCAGGCUUGUUCAAGGCU
Messenger RNA from Fusarium graminearum PH-1, 2393 nucleotides. RefSeq lists its product as uncharacterized. The transcript has 6 exons. Gene Ontology annotation, biological process: glucan catabolic process. NCBI's taxonomy places the organism in Eukaryota, Fungi, Ascomycota, Sordariomycetes, Hypocreales, Nectriaceae. The coding region runs from base 1 to 2322 and encodes 773 amino acids. The record is from RefSeq and is a predicted model, not a curated record. Gene Ontology annotation, molecular function: beta-glucosidase activity.